This is a messenger RNA of Solea solea (common sole), 4140 nucleotides long. RefSeq names its product transmembrane protein 108 (gene tmem108). The transcript is spliced from 5 exons. Gene Ontology annotation, cellular component: early endosome; endosome membrane; axon. Lineage: Eukaryota; Metazoa; Chordata; Actinopteri; Pleuronectiformes; Soleidae. The record is from RefSeq and is a predicted model, not a curated record. The coding region runs from base 594 to 2036 and encodes 480 amino acids. Gene Ontology annotation, biological process: dendrite extension; retrograde axonal transport; postsynaptic density organization.
AACUGCAGCAGUCCUCAUUAAAAUUCCCCGUCCGUACACUCGCCACUGAAAACCCUCCUGUAGUGGGUGGCACCGGCGUCCUGCGCGCCUUAAUUGCGCACCAGGCUUUAACCAGCGCUCACGGAUCAGUGUGGCCGUGGUAUCACGCUGCCUGUGUGGCGGAGUUUCCUUCACUCCCUCCUCUCCUGAUAUUUAACCACGUCGAGGCUGAGAGAGACGGACGAGAAGUGAGUCCUGGAGGUCCAGCAAAGGGUGGCGCCCUGCGCAUCUCAUCCAGCGCCUGGACACGCGCUGUGACGCUUUCCCACGGGCAGUGGAGGGGGGGAGACCCACAGUCAGUCAGUCACAGUCCUGCUCCUGCUCCUGCUUCUUCUUCUCCUGCUGCUGCUGGAGCUUCACUGGCUUCUUGUUGCGGCACAUGGUUGUGACAUUUCUCGCUGUGGACUGGGAACAUGUGCGUGUGGAUGGUGUGAAGUGUGACACAGCUGCUCUCGGCUUCUCUCGGAUACGACAAGUACCCGACGCUACGACGCACCUUGUGAAAUAUAGAGAGCCAUGAGCACUGUGGAGGAGGAGCCGGAUCACAUGAUAUCAUGAAGACGAGCCUGCAGGUCCUGCGCUGCCAGCUGCUGAGUGUUCUAGCAUUUCUAGCACUGCCAGCGGCACUGGUGUCGUCAGCACAGGAGCUGUACCUCAGUCAGAUGUCCCGGGACUCUGUUUCCAUGGCAGCUGCCCAUAGCAACCCCCUUUCUCCCCCCGAAACACCCUACCUUGACUCGCAUCAGGAAGGCUCCAGUAGCGGAGAGCGGUCAUACAAAGGAAGUACUCAACCUACAAAUAUCAUCCUUCCUACUGGUGUCCUCUACCCUUCAACCAGGCUUCACACCACCAGCCAUGUUCUUGAAGAACCUCCCGUUCAUGACACUGUCACUCCAAACACUGAAAGCUGGGUUAAUCAGCCCCAAGACAUGGCAUCUGCUCCCAGAGGAGCUCCAAACCCCCUGGCUCUUAUGUCCACCUCUGGCUUAGUUGGAGGAGAUACAUUUGCUGCACAGCACAUCGGGCCUCAGAAGUUGAGUGUGAACGAGCCCACUGACCCCAGUCAUCAUCUCCCAGAUCUACAUUCCCCCUCAAUAUACCUGUCAUCGCUCAGUAGUGACCAUGCUCUUGGCCUGAAACUCUGGGGGCAUCCACGAGAUGUUUCCCAGUUGGCUGCACGCCACACCAUCACCGUGAGGGAGGUUCCUGCUUCAAGCGAGUCCCCCACAGGUGAGCUGACAGUAGAGGCAGAGUCUGCUCCUCCACAUGAGAACCCACCAGAGAAUCAAACUUCCACUGUGUCCACCCCAACUCUGUCCACUGAGCAGAGCCUCAAAACACUGGAUCCCACAGUCGUCUCAAACAACCACUCGGCAUCCAAUGAGUCCACCACCGCCGAGGGCCAUGUUGAGGUUUUCCGGGGUAACGUCACAGACAAUCCCCCUCUUGGGCAGCAGAUAGGGAAUUUAACUACACAUGUUUCGCUGCUCUUGAACAGCAGUGCAGUCGAGGAGGUGCCAGCUAAGGGGAACACUUCAGAGGCCUCUUCCACAGCCAGCAAGAACUUCCUAAACAAGCAGGGUUCUACGACCACCCAGGAACCCUGGACUCCCGACAACAGCUCAGACCCCACCGUCAACUCCCCGCCCUCCCGCAUGACUAUCUGCUUGAGCCGGAUGGACUUUGUGUGGAUCGUGCUCGCCAUCAGUGUGCCUGUAUCCUCAUGUUCCGUGCUGCUGACCGUGUGCUGCAUGAGGAGGAAGAAGAAGUCGUCCAGUCAUGAGAACAACCUCAGUUACUGGAACAACGCCAUCACCAUGGACUACUUCAGCCGGCACGCCGUGGAGCUGCCCAGAGAAAUACACACACUGGAGAGUGAGGACCAUGACUCCUGUCUACCCCCUAAUGGAGACUACAGUGGCAGCAGCAUGGUCCUGGUUAAUCCUUUCUGCCAGGAGACGCUCUUCAUCAACAGAGAAAAAGCCUCUGCCAUCUAGAGACAGAAAACCAGAGACACUGUCCGAGUCUCCUCCACCUACACCCCCCCUGCCGUGAUGGUCUAUUUUAUAUUUGUGGUAAAUAUUCAGAGACUUUGACUUUAUACUGUAUAUUAUAAAAACAAAGAGCAACCUGAGAGGAGUGUGAUGUAAACAGAUAUUGUUUACAGUGAGGAUGCACCUGCAUAUUUUUCUGAUGUACAUUUUAUAAAAAAAAAAGAGAGAAAAGGUUUAAUUGUGAUAAAUAAAUAAAUAAAAAAAGGUUUUUAUUGUCUUUAUAAAAUACAGAAUAUUUGUGGUAGUGUGACGGUGAGUGUUCUGUGGACGUGGCCACAGAGACAGAGAAAUGUGCUAUGAAAACAUUUAACGCUGUAAUUUUCCUUUUCCUUUAUAAAAAUCAAUCCCAAAAUACUUAUAGCCUGUUGAACUUGAAUAUCACACCUAUAAUAUUUUCUUGGGGGGAGCGGAGAAGUCGUAAAAUAUUGUUUAUGAUCAAAUCAGGGUCUGUAUUUAUCAAAUAAUUGAGCCAAUACAUUUAAAAAGAGUUUUGAACAACCAAUCAGAGACGAGAGACAGAGUUGUGAUCAUUUAAAAAUGUGAUUUUCAUUUGCAAGAAGAAGAGCAAUCUUGUGCUUUUAUAAAAGACAAUAAUUUGUCAAUAUAUUAUGUGUAAAAAGUGACACAAUCUGCUUUGCAAAUACAGGAUAGGCCUAUGUACAUUAUAAAUGAAGAUUAAACGAUAGGAAAUUAACAAAAUUCUAGUAGUAAAAAAAUUUGCUGGUGCUUGAGAAGUUACUAGACGGACAACAGACUAGGAUUGAAAUAAUUGUACCACACUGACAAGUACAGGAAAUGCUGAUCAAUGUGGACAAAAACAAAGAAAAUAGUAUUAUGGCAUCCUUGCAAAUGCAGGUAAUGUUAGAAACCGACUUAACUAUGGAUUAUACAGGUAAUGAACUACUCAGUGUCACAACUGUAUUCUUUACAAUCACUUUAGAACACGGGGUGAGCCGUAUGUUCACUGACCCUUAAAGUUUUAAUAUAUUUUACUCUUACUUUUGAAAGUAGGAGUAAAAGUAAAGAACUUGUAUCUCUCAGCAAUUUGAUAAAUAUAAACCCAGAUUUUACUGGUAAAUGUGUGCGGAUUAUUUGUGGAGGAUUUAUGGUUCCACAUCUGGUGGUACUUGUGAAAGUGAUUCCCCCCCCAUGUGUCACCAGCUUCUCUUAAGAGGGACCACAUAGAUGUCUUAAUUCUUUAUGUUGGCCCUUUAUUAUACCAGUGUAUGUGUAUGGAUGCCUUUGUUCCAUGCAUGUACACAUACUGUGAGAGUGUGUGGACAAUUGGUUUAAAAUGUGCUGCGGCCCCUUAACCAAAUAUGAUUUUUCCUUUCAGUCAAACAAGACUGUAUCACUCAGUUGUAUCUGUUUUUGCGUGUGCUUCUGUUUGCGCGUGCGUGCGUGUCCCUGUAUGUGUGUCUGUCUUGUCCGUGUCGUGGAGUCGCUACUUAGCCCAGUUUGAGAAAUAUUUUCUCAGUGCCAUAGAAAACAAUUAGACCAUCUGUUGCUACUGUGAGUGUUUCCCAAAAAAAACCCAGAAAAGCGUAAAUGAAUGAUUUUUUUUUUCUGGACCACAUUAUAGAGUAUGUCUUAGAAGUCAUGACCAAUGAAAAUCACCGAGACAAAAAAUGUACAGUAUGCUGAAUAUUAACUGUGAGCACAUACAGAGGCGUUUAAAUAUUUCUUUUUUUAAUUAUUGAACCUGUGGCCCUUCUGUCAUUUGUUUUUACUUUGCAUUGCUGCAGUUUUUAAUCCAAUAAUCAAUGCUGCCUGCCUUUAUUGUCGCUAAAGAUUUUCUGCAUUGUGCGAUGUUGUUCUAAAAUCCCUGAGUCAAGCAGCGGUGGGGAACAACACAAUUAAACAUAUUGAUAUUUCCUGCAUUGGAUGCUCACGGGUGGGCUUGUUGUUUUGCACGCUCGAUAAAGUGUUUAUUUUACCAAAACGUUCAGUGGCACGGUGGAGCAGUGUUCAACAUUAUGUAUUUUUUGUACUGUAGUAUACACUGUACUUUUUACUGCUGAGCAAUAAAACAAAAUUUAAAAAAACA